AUGAUGAUACAUGGCUUCCUGGCCGUGCUCUGGGCCAUGAACGCCAAUGCACUUUACGGAACUCGGCCAUUCUUUCAGGAGGAGUUUACUCUCAGUCAUGCCUUCUUCCACGAGCUUGGAACUUCUACUGUCGGGGGAGCAUUCCACAGCAUAUCGGCUUCCGUAUAUGAUAUAUUACAGUUGACGUCCGAAAACAAGUACGAGUCCAUUCGACCUGCGGUAAUCAGAUCCCGGCCUAUGCUUCUGAGUCAUCGUGUUCAGCAAUCGCCGAGACCUCUACAACCGAACUUCAAUGAGCCCGUCACAGAUUACGACACAAAAGGGGAAGAAGUCGCAUGGGGGCAGGUACCGACUACCAUCCCAGACGUGUCCAAUAAGCCGACAGAGAUCAACCUGGCAAGGAUGUGCAGUGAUGCUUAUGUGCUGGCUCCCUCGGAGCCGGAUUGGCUGAACCGCUCGCUUGGCUUCAAUCGCUCCGACAGCUUUGGAUGGAAAGGCGACGGUCUACGUGGUCAUGUCUUCACCGAUAAGAAGAAUGAGACAGUCAUUGUCGCAUUCAAGGGAACAACAAUCGAUCCGCGCGAGAAGUGGAGAAAUAACGAUCGCCUGAAUGACAACCUUCUUUUCAGCUGCUGUUGUGCAAGUCAGCGCCCCGAUCCUUUCUGGUACGGCCCUGUGUGCAAUUGCAACACCGAGACGUUUGGAUGUAAUGCAACUUGUCUCACGCGAGAAUUGCUCCAGAAGGACAGAUAUUACCCAACGGCUAUUGCCAUCAUGCAAAACGUCACGUCCUGGUAUCCGAAUGCUACGUUCUGGGUUGUUGGCCAUUCUUUGGGUGGCGCGAUUGCCAGCCUCGUUGGUCUGACGUUCAAUAUGCCGUCGGUUGCAUUCGAAGCACCUCCGCAGAGGCUAGCGGCUCAAAGACUUGGACUGACGAUCCCGCCGCGCACAAUGGACUACCAUAUCGGCAACACUGCGGACCCUGUCUUCAUGGGCGCCUGUAACGGGAUGGCAUAUGAGCAUCAACAAUCACCGGUUGAACGUCGUCAUACCUGA
Molecule: messenger RNA, 1056 nt
Organism: Exophiala xenobiotica
Lineage: Eukaryota; Fungi; Ascomycota; Eurotiomycetes; Chaetothyriales; Herpotrichiellaceae
Exons: 2
Coding region: 1-1056 (351 amino acids)
Biological process (GO): multivesicular body membrane disassembly; piecemeal microautophagy of the nucleus; macroautophagy
Molecular function (GO): glycerophospholipase activity
Source: RefSeq, a predicted model, not a curated record